Molecule: messenger RNA, 7530 nt
Organism: Girardinichthys multiradiatus
Lineage: Eukaryota; Metazoa; Chordata; Actinopteri; Cyprinodontiformes; Goodeidae
Gene: cacna2d2b
Product: calcium channel, voltage-dependent, alpha 2/delta subunit 2b
Exons: 38
Coding region: 319-3648 (1109 amino acids)
Cellular component (GO): voltage-gated calcium channel complex
Molecular function (GO): voltage-gated calcium channel activity
Source: RefSeq, a predicted model, not a curated record
GUGAGAGAAAGAGAGAGAGAGAGAGUGUGUGUGUGAGUGGGAGCAGGAGCAGAGACUCUGCAGUGUCUUGAGAGGCAGCUGCAGUAGUGCAUCUCCCACCACCGUCCGCGAUGCUUCCGCUGAUGAUGCCCGCCUCCUCCGCCUUCACCUGACCGCAGAAACCGAAAUGAAGUCGUCGGGAAACUGAUCCGGACGUUCACACCUGCUCGCUCGGUGUAUCCCACCCCCACCCCCUCGCUCCUGUCUCUUGGUUCUCCGAAACCCCCCCAGGAGACAGUAAGGAGCGCUUCAUCCACGCACCCAAAGCUAGUUGGCAAAAUGUUUUAUUUUUUAUGGAAAAUGGCGAUAGGAAAAAGACCUCGCAGCAUCGUCUGUUUAGUAUCAGUACAAAUUCUCCUGAUUUUCAGCGCAUCGUGGCCUGGAGCAGAGGGUCUCACAUUCCCACAGCAAUAUACGAUAAUGCACUGGGCCAGGCGGAUCGAGCAGGAGAUUGACAGAGUCUUUCAGCACAUCACUGGAGCUCAGCAGCUGAAAGGGAUAUACAAUGAAGAAAGGCGACGGUUCAGUCUGGUGAAGAAUCAGCCUCGUAGGAUCGUGGAACAGGUGGCCUUAGAUAUCGAAAAACUCCUGGCAAAGAAGCGCAAAGCACUUGAUCGUUUAGCGAAGGAGGCAGAGCGGCUGCAACGGGAACAUCUAUGGCAAGAUGGACUCAAGGAGCUUGACAUGGCCUACUAUGACUCCAAAGCUGAUUUGGAAUAUUAUUCCGUGGAUGGAGAGGCUGAGGUGGAAAACCCUUCCCAACUCAAGCUGGAGUUUGUGUAUGAUCCAAACUUCAAAAAUAAUGUCAACUUCUCACACACAGCAGUUCAGAUCCCGACAGAUAUUUACAAAGGAGCUCCAGACAUCCUGAAUGAGCUGAACUGGACUCAGGCCCUGGAGAGAGUGUUUAUGGAGAACAGCAGGGAAGAUCCAUCGCUGCUAUGGCAGGCGUUUGGGAGCGCAACAGGAGUCACUCGCUACUAUCCAGCAUCCCCCUGGAAAGCGCCUGAUAAAAUCGACCUGUACGAUGUCCGAAGGAGGCCUUGGUACAUCCAGGGGGCCUCAUCUCCCAAAGACAUGGUCAUCCUUGUUGAUGUGAGCGGCAGCGUCAGUGGACUCACGCUCAAACUGAUAAAGGCGUCGGUGAUGGAAAUGCUGGACACUUUAUCUGAUGACGACUACGUCAACGUAGCCAGGUUCAAUGAGAAGGCUGAGGCUGUGGUCCCUUGUUUCAAACAUCUAGUCCAGGCUAACGUGCGAAACAAAAAGAUUUUUAAGGAGGCCGUGCAGCAGAUGCAGGCCAAAGGCACCACCGACUACAAGUCUGGGUUUCAUUUUGCCUUUAACCAGCUCCUUAACAAGACAAAUGUCCCGCGGGCUAACUGCAAUAAAAUAAUUAUGCUGUUUACUGAUGGAGGGGAGGAUAGAGCUCAGGAUGUCUUCCUGCAAUACAACUGGCCCAACAAAACAGUGCGCGUAUUUACUUUUUCCGUGGGUCAACAUAACUACGAUGUGACGCCUUUACAGUGGAUUGCUUGUACUAAUAAAGGCUACUAUUUUGAGAUCCGUUCCAUCUGUGCCAUACGGAUUAAUACCCAGGAGUACCUGGACGUGCUGGGGCGCCCCAUGGUUCUGGCAGGCAGCGAGGCCAAGCAGGUUCAGUGGACCAAUGUGUAUCAGGAUGCUCUGGGUCUUGGCCUGGUAGUGACAGGAACUUUGCCUGUGUUCAAUCUCACCAUGAAUGGAAACUCACAGAAUCAGCUGAUAUUAGGUGUCAUGGGAGUGGAUGUACAUCUAGAUGAGAUAAAGCGACUGACACCACGUUAUAAUCUGGGAGCCAAUGGAUACAUAUUUGCCAUCGAUCCAAAUGGAUAUCUGCUCCUCCAUCCUAAUCUUCAACCGAAGCCUGUGAACGUCCCUGAACCUGUGACCCUGGACUUCCUGGAUGCAGAGGUAGAAGACAGUAAUAAAGAGGAGAUUCGACGAUAUAUGAUUGAUGGAAGACCAGGGGAAAUGCAGAUAAAAACUCUCGUUAAGUCUGUUGAUGAUCGAUACAUCGAUGAGGCAUCCAGAGGCUACACCUGGACUCCCAUCAAUGGCACUGAUUAUAGCCUUGGUCUGGUAUUACCUCCUUAUAAUGACUACUACAUCCAGGCAGACCUCAGCGAUGUGAUGCUGCAGCUCCAGUAUAUGCAGUCGUUGUUGCCGAGCUCCUUUGAAUCCUCCGGGCAUGUUUUUCUGGCUCCAAGGGAAUACUGCAAGAACCUUCAGCUUUCUGAUAACAACACACAGUUCCUGCAAAACUUCCUCUCUCUCAUGCUUGAUAUCUCCCCAGAGUCUGAUGAAUGUGACCAAGCUCUCAUCCACAACCUUAUCCUGGAUUCCAGGAUAAUUGGUCAGCUUGCUUCUCGUGUUUGGAAGAACAAGGAUCUGAAUGCGUAUGGCUUCCUGGCUGUUUUUGCAUCCACAGAUGGAGGAAUAACACGUGUUUUUCCCAACAUAGCGGCUGAGUUGUGGGAUGAGGACCCAGAACCGUUUAAUUCGGAUUACUACAGACGAAGCCUGGAUAAUAAAGGCUACAUGUUCAAGCCUUCACUGAGACCCUCAGACGACGACCCUUUUGGAGCUGAAAACGGCACCACAGGAAUCCUGGUUAGUUCAGCUGUCGAGGUCAAUUUAGGAGGUAAACUGCUCAAGCCUUCAGUGAUUGGAGUGAAGCUGGACCUGGAGGCGUGGGUGGACAAGUUUAAAAUCCUGGCCAGCAACGUGUCGGAUAACCGGCAGGGGUCACACAAGUGUGGGCCAUCCAGAAGCUGUGAGAUGGACUGUGAAGUAAACACAGAUGACUUGCAGUGCUAUCUCAUCGAUGAUGGCGGCUUUCUUGUCAUGUCCAAUCAGAGAGAUCACUGGAAACAGAUUGGUCUAUUUUUUGGGGAUGUGGACCCUUUCCUGAUGUAUGCGCUCUACAACAACUCCAUCUUCGCUCGUCGACAGUCUUUCCAGUACCAGUCUGCAUGUGAAAUGGUCAGCAGAAGCCACACUGGAGCAGCACCAAGAGGCAUCUACGUGCCGUCCAUAGCUGAUGUCUUGAGCUUGGCGUGGUGGACGUCCACACUGGCAUGGUCAGUGCUCCAGCAGCUUCUGUAUGGACUUGUCUACAGCAGGUGGCUCUACCAAGAUGACAUCUUUGUUGAUGGCUAUGAGACAAAACAAAGCAGCUGUGUGACCAUCCAUAGCCAGUUCUACUUCACAAACACCACCAACUCCUACAACAUCCUGCAGGACUGCGGAAACUGCUCACGGCUUUUCCACUCAAAGCGCAUAGAAAACACCAACCUGCUCUUUGUGGUUGCUGAGACACUGCCCUGCAGCUCCUGUGAAAUUGAGAGACUGUCCCAGAUCAAGAGGGAGUUUCAGGAGGAAAAUCCAUGUGAACUACUGAGCAAUGCGCGAUAUCGUAGAGGCCCAACUUCAUGCUUUGACUACAGUGCCUUAGAAAACACGUCAGAGUGUGGACGGGGUUCUUCAUUGCAGUCCUCUAUAGGAGUUGUUCUCUUCAUUCAGCUCAUUCUGCCUCUCUUUCAUCUCUCACACAUCCAAACACUCUGACAUGUUCCCUGUCCUCGGAUUUAGGCUCAGAUUCACAGAAGGUCAGAUCAAACAGCAACUGUGACGUUCUUUUUUCUUUUCACCGACUACUCACAGUGUAUUGUGCUUUGAGUGGAAAGCCCUGGCUUAGCUCCUGAGAUUUAUUUUUUGCCUCACUGCUUAUAUAUUUCUUGGUUUUUGAAGGGCUUGAAUGUGAAAGUUUGGAGGGAAAUGUGUCGAGUCUGCAUGCAGCUUAACCUUGUUAAGAAUAUUAGAUUUUAUUUCUAUUUUCCACAUGUAACAAAUAAAAAAAUGUCACAGAGGCAGUCAAAGUUUACCUUGAAAGAAGUGGAUAACAAUUAAUUAAAAACUCGCUUGUUUUUGUAUGCUUUCAAUUAAUUGAGAUUAUUAUAAAAGGUGCAAAAGCAAAGUAUGGAAAUAUACCGAUAAAUGCGAAGGUUCUGCAUUCCAACUUUGUACUGUACUUUAAAAGCAUUGCAGCGUUUGUGUCUUACACUUGUUUGUACAGAAACUGAUCUAAGGCAUUUAUCAUCCCUGAAGCCUGUAAAUGUAUAAAUAAGAGUCGGGGGCUGGAUGUACUUUAGACAUCCAGCUGUUGUUUUCUCAGAUGUUGCUUGUGUUGUCCUAAAAUUACCCCUGUGGCAUUUGGUCAGUUUCAAAACUAAAUCAGUUAUAUAACCGAACACAUGCAUGGAAAACAUUUGUAAAGUGUAAACUUUGAAAUGUCUUUGAGCAAAGAAAAUCUGAUCAUGAAACCCAAUUUCUGCACUGGAAGUGUGCAGAACUUUUACUGGUUGAAAAGUAUGAAAAUAUAAAUCUGCAAAGUUAUGGUUUUCACAUGCAUGGGUUUUGAAACAAAUUACGUACCAUAUUUCCCUUGUCCAUGUUUCUGGGUGCAUGUUCAGUCCUUGUCCAUGUCAUUUUACGUAAGGUACAGAAAGCUGCUGCAGCUACGGGUGUUUUUACAUGAUGGUGUAUCUGGGUCUUAUCCUCACAUUCAUUCCUGUGUCUUUGACUCCACCUCUGAGCUUUGUUAAGACAGUUUCAGUAUUGUUCUGUGGUUCAAACAUGACAGGACUCUCAUUGACUUCACUCUCUUCUCCAAAGCAUGUCUUCAUCUUCUAUGUCUUUACAUUCAGCCAGAUUCAUCCCAACAAAGCUAUUGUUCUCAAUGCUUGGGAAAAGUCAAUAUAAUAAAAAAAAAGGACAUGUAUUUCACGAUACAUAUCAGUAAAGAAACAUCUUUGCAUUUUGUUGUGUUGUAAGAUUAACCAUUGGCUUUAUUGAAAUGCUUCACAGCUACUCGCGGGGUUUUAAAGUGCUUCCAGUCCUGUUAGAUGUUGUCCAAGAAGGUAGAAUCAAACAACAGGAGAUCGAUUUUAUUAACUAUUAAUGCACAGAAAUUAUAACAUUGAUUGCAAUAAUGCUAUUAUACCGACCCUCGAUGUUCGUACUAUGAUCAAAAUGAGUAAUUCUCAAUGUGUUUCACUGAUGUAGCUAAUGUCAGUGUGUGGCCAACAUGUUUUAUGCGUCAGCUGUGUGACUGGUGGGACUCUAAGAAAUAUUUUUGUAACUUGUGUCGUCACAAUGUUGUCAAUUUUAUAUUUAUGCACUUGUGUAUGCUUCUGUAUGAAGAAUGUAGCUUAGACAGCUUUUGGUGUUAACAAUAUGUUGUCAGUAUGAUUAACGUGUUUUUUGAAACCUCUUUCUUGAUUUUAAUUGUUUGGCAUGAUUCACUGUGGCAGAAGGCUUCUGUUUUAUUAUGUGUACCUUAACAGAAACCUAAGUAAAGACUUUUUGAACAGUAUAACAGUAUAAGACAAUGUUCACAAAUAAAAGCAUUAUCGUUUGUGCUUUUAGGGCAUUGGUCGCAGCAUUUAUACGUUAUCAACCUCAACCCUCCUCAGUACAAGGAUAGUACAGCCAGGGAAUACUACAAUAGUUUGAGAAAGGUUUAGAUCUAACAGUAAACCCUAUAAUGCAAACAACAACCGCCAAUAAACACACAUUAAUUGGACAGUAUUUAAACAGAGGUUCUACCUAUUUGCAAAACCCCAAGAAAAACAUUGAGUUUGAUAAUAAAAACUUGGGUUUGAUGUUUUUUGAUACAACAAAAACAUUGUUUUAAUAUCAUAAGAAUAUCAUCCUCUGUCCUCUCUUAAGGUUACAUCAACUGAAGAUUUACGUAUACCUGAAAAUUUGUUAUUGCACCGUAAAGGAAGAACAUUUUUUGCGCUGAAAAAAUUGUUAGCUGAUGAAUGGAAAACAUCCUCCAACGUGAAGAGAACAUAUUGCAGAUAAGAGAUGAGAGGUUAAAGUACACAUGGUGAAAUCCAGAAUAAAUCUCCUGUAGUGAUUCAUGCUUUCUUGUCUUUUUAAGUCAUUGUUUGAUCUGGCUGCCGACUUAUCUGGGGUAUAUUUUUAAAAGAUUUUUCAAAAAAAGUGUUUGUAAACCAAUGUUUUUCUCAGUCAGCCUGGUGUUCCAUCCCGCAGUGCCUUGUUGCACUCGUCAUUUUGGAUUACAGGAGCAUCUGAAUCUUGGCUGUGGAUAUUCAGUAUGAAACACACCCUGGAAAAUUGGAGCAGUCCAGCUAUAAAAUGACUCCUUGGUUCCAGGGAUUUUAAAAGAUGCUCAUUUUGAACAUUUGUAAAAGGAGCACAGUUGGGAAAAAGCACAGCAAGAGAAUAAUCUGCAGGAACCCCCCUGAGGUUUUCAGAUGGACAGAACUUGACAGGAACUAACCUUGCUGCCAUCCUGCUUUGUUUCAUUGAUUUCUACACUGUGGUUCAGGCUUAAAUUAAAGAAUAGACUCUAGAUUUCUACUUUGUCCCAUCAGCGCACCAUCAGUUUGUAUAUUAGGCAUCUAUUGGAAAGAUUUGCAUAUCCGUUGCGACAGACUGAAUUAAAUGAACAAGUGUUUACUUAAACAAAAACUGUUCUGCAUCUCUUCUGGACCCAAGCAUGGCGGGGACUUGAAGAACAAAGAUCUUCUGUAGGUCUUCUGUAACGUAACAGAAAGAGAGUUUGAGGUACUUAGCAGCCUACAUUGCAAUGUUGACACAGCUAAGGUAUUUUAUUUUAAAUGACUGGUAUUCACUUGCAUGAUAUUUUGAACACUUUACAGAUAUGUGUACAAAGAUACUGAUGAGUAUUUUACAUUCAAGUCUGCAUCCAGCUAUGCAGCUAUGUGGCUACACCCUUUUUAGAUAAACUGCAUGGAAGAGGAGGCUGCAGAUGAAGCUGAAAGUGUGACUUCAGUGAAGCCUACAGGGACUGACGGCAUAUAGGCGAUUUAUGUAUUUUGCAGCUAAUGAAUGAACAGAGAAGGUAAGGUUCUGAGUAACAUACUGCCCAUGAAAAUUGUUUUUAUGUGGGAAACAAAUCUUCAAAUUAAAUGUGAAACACUGAAAGUUAUUUAUGCAUCUAUAGGUUGUAUAUGAAAAUAAGGCAAAGGCACACUUUAGAACAACCACUUAUUCUGUCUGUUAAUGUUAAAUAAAAUUUUAGUAUUGUUUUUUUAUUUAUGUGAUAUUUUAUAAGUUGAACAUGUCAACAAAUAACAGAUAGGAACUGAAUGUAUUUAAAGUUUCUGAGGGUACAGAAGGUAUAAAUGGAUAUAUAAUAAAAUACCCUGUAUGUUUAUGUCCUCUGAUUUUUUUUGAGAAACAAACAGUAAGAUUGUUUUUUGCUGUAACUUUGCUGACGUUGAUAUUUACUCUGGAACAUUUCCUCUCUUUGUGCCAGUCUCCAAUGCCACCGCAUUUUGUAAAGGCAGCGUGAAACAGUCAGAACAUAAAGGAUGAAUUUUGUCAGUCCCAUUAUGAAAUAGAUAUUUAAAUGUUUAUAUAUUUGGUGAUUAAAAUGCUGUUGAUAUUUUUCAA